This is a messenger RNA of Stegastes partitus (bicolor damselfish), 2033 nucleotides long. Its product is annotated as arylamine N-acetyltransferase, pineal gland isozyme NAT-10-like. The coding region runs from base 89 to 961 and encodes 290 amino acids. The record is from RefSeq and is a predicted model, not a curated record. Lineage: Eukaryota; Metazoa; Chordata; Actinopteri; Pomacentridae. Gene Ontology annotation, molecular function: arylamine N-acetyltransferase activity. The transcript is spliced from 2 exons.
GUGAAGAGAACUACGUCAUGUUUUACUUUCAGCUCUGAAGUGCAACAACAGCGACCAGCAGCAGGUUUCAUCACAGUCCAAAGGCAGGAUGAAUUUGGAAGAGUACUUCAAAAAAAUUGGUUUCCACGGCUCCUAUGAUAAACCAGAUCUGGCAACACUGAAGGUGAUCCACAAGCUGCACAUCAUGGCGAUCCCAUUUGAGAACCUCAGCAUUCACUGUGGUGAGAAGAUCACCAUGGACCUUGAGGUGAUCUUCAAUAAGGUGGUGAGGAGCAGCCGUGGAGGUUGGUGCCUUGAGAACAACUAUCUGUUCAACUGGGUGCUGAGAGAAAUGGGCUAUGAGACGACGAUGCUGGGCUCCAGAGUUUUCAACAGAGUCAUCAAUGAGUUUUUGCCCCUCCACUCUCAUCUCAUCAACAAGGUCGUCAUCGAUGGGAAGGCUUAUACAACGGAUGUGAGUUUUGGGUUGUCCUUCCAAAUUUGGGAGCCCCUGGAGCUCAUCUCUGGGAAAGACCAACCACAGGCAGCGGGUGUCUUUCGUCUCCUAGACAAAGGAGACGUCUGGGUGCUGGAAAAGACUGCUAGAAAACCACUGGUUGUCAAUCCAGAAUUUGCCAAAUCAAGUCUGGUGAACAGGAAGGACACAAAGCAGAUCUACUGCUUCACACUGCAGCCUCGCCAGGCUGAACAUUUCUUUGAUAACAGCCAAAAACUCCAAACAGAUCCUGCGUCACUGUUCACUAAUAAGUCCAUCUGCUCUUUGCAAACAGCCACAGGAUUCAAGGCUCUGAUUGGCUGGACCUACAGUGAGGUCACCUACAAACCUGAGGAAGGUGUUGACGUCUUAGACAUGAGGGACGUAACAGAUGAUGAGAUAGAACUAAUUCUGAGGGACAAGUUCAAUAUAAAGCUGCAGAACAAACUAAAGCCUGUGUGCAACAAAUCGUUUUACACACUCUGAAAAAAACCUCACACACACACCAUGAUUUUGGGUUGAAGCUUGUCUUAAGAGACCAUAUCUAUGAACAACUCAGAAAAAAACUUAAGAUCCAGGUUGUCUACUCACCUGUAUAAUAUUGUGACACUUAGAUAUUAGAUGCAUUAACUUUUUCAUGCAUAUUAGGCACAUUUAAUGUAUUUGUGCAUUUUUAUUUGUGCCAGUAGGUUUGUUUAUCAAGUGAUCACUUCAUUCCUCACGAUAAGGGAGAAGGGAGCCUCUCUACCUCCACAAAGGCAAUUCUUAGUACAGAUCAACAUGUGUUAGACACGAGAACCUAAACGAUGAUGUUCAUCUGACUACAUACUUUGUGUGGAAAGCUUCUGCUUAAGUCUUAUGAUGAACUUUAACUGUCUUGACCUCAAGUACUGGACAUUUUGAGCAGACGAAUGUAAUUGUAAUUGUCUCCGGCACAGUUAAUGCCCAUACUUCCAAAAAAAAAUCUGGGAUCCAUGUCUGAAAGCAGACUGCAAAAGUCAUGUUUGAUGCCAUCCUCAGCUGGAACAGGCAUGAUGACCAACUUGUCCAGUCUUGUGUUCUGCAGCUCAGGAGACUAAAAUCAGAGUUCACAUUAACUACAGCACCAAAGACAGAGAGCCUGUUAUUCCCAUUAUCCCUUUUCUUUGUUGGCAUCCACUGGAUUUUAGAAUGGAUUUUAAGAUAUUUCUAACUUUUAUGGCUGGAUUCACACUCAACUUCACUCCAGCUCUUUAAAAAUAACUGGAGGUCUUCAGCUAAGACUCUGGUAGCUUUUCCACAAUGUUGGCUGCAGACAAAUUUCCUUGAAGAGAUCAGACUGGUAAAGUUAUUAUCCUCUUUUAAUUCACUUUAAAAACCUGUUUUUCUAAAUGUACAUUGGUAGGGUUUGGAUUGAAAUGAUUAGGUAACAUCUUAAAAACUAUUUGCUAUUACAGCCUUCUUUUAAAUAUUUAAAAGUUUGCUGAAAAUUUCAGGUAUUUUGUAUUGCUUUGCUUUUUUCACUCCGACUUCAUAUGCAGUUUCUUCUCAACUAUUACAUUUUUUUUGUUUUGUUUUU